AAUACCAACCAAAAAAAAAUUAUGAAAUUUUUUUUGUUGUUUUCUCAAUACAAAAAUAAUUUUUUGUGAUGCUUUUUCUGUUGAAUGAAAUUCGCAGAAAAAUCGCAAAAAAAAUCCCCAAAAUUUGUUGUGUCUCUAAACAAGUAUAAUAACAUAAUAUAUAAACGGUAUAAUAUUUGGACUCGCGAUUCGGUUCGGGAUCGUUGCGCCAUAGCUUAAGAGCCCCCCGUGAAAGAACUGUACCGGUCGUCACGUCGCUCUUUGGAGGUUUUUCGAAAAAAAUACCAGCAAAGAGAUACCCACCAGGAAAAUGCGUAAAUUUCGAAUACAGUCCAAAACGGGUGUACAAUAAGCCAACAAAAACAGGAUCCCUCAGCGGUUAAGGAACACCUCAUCAAUGGUCUCUCAUUUCAAUUGGUCUACAGAAGAACCACCGACAAAUAGCUACGAAAGGAACAACUAUUACGAUCGCAGCAGUCGCCUGAACAGUUACCAGCCAACAACAACAACCACUAACAACAACAGUAGUCCUUCUGCCAGCAGCGUUACAGCCACAGGAACCGCAGGAGGAGGAGUAGGAGGUGCAGUAGGAACCACUGAUAGAUCAAGGAACAGAGAUCGCCUGUACAGGAAUGGUUCAGCAGCCCCAACGAACAACACUACGACAGCAGCCAGUACAACGCAAUCGACAACAACGGCAGCAGCAACAGCAGGAGCCGCGCCGGCGCCGCCACAAGCGUUAGGUGAUCGUAGCAACAACAACAAUAUACAACAUCAUCAGAACACUCCUCGGGUGGUGGCACCGCAGUCAUGGUACGAAGCCGCCGCUGCUGCAACGGCCCAAUUAAAAAGUCCUGGUGGCAGUGGCAAUGCCGGCGCCUCAGCAGCUACUACCACAGCAGCGACAGCAGCGGCAGCAGCAGCAGCUACAGCAGCUACAACAGCCACAGCUCAAGGUACAGCCGGCGGCUUUACAAUGAGCAGCUCACCGAUCAAUCAUCAGCAGCAGCAGCCACAUCCUCCUCCGCAUCAUUUACAUUACAGCAGCGCCACCAGUGGAGCAGCGCCAUCCGUGGGAUGUGCCGCCACCGCAGCCGCCACCUCCGCCUCGUACUCAUCACCCGCCCAGGCGGCGACCACCGCCGUGCAUCGCAGUGUCGCCUAUGCGGGGAGUGCUGCGGAUGAUCGGGAUGCAAUGCGCAAGAGUCACCACAGCCACCACCUCCACCACAACAACAGCAGUGGCAGUGGCAGCGGCAGUGGCAGUAAACUCAAUAAGCUGCUCAAAGGGGGAGCCACAGGACGCUGUGGCUCUGAAUCGCCAGGAGGAACCGCAGCAGUAGCAGCAGCAGCAGGAGUAGCAGGAGUAGUAGGAGCUGCCACGACGAUGACGAUGACGACGACAAGUACAAUCACAAACAAUAGUUUUAGUAAUAAUAGUUUAAAUAAUACAAUAACCACGGCAACUCCGACGAUGCCAACGAUUGCAUCUGAAUCUACAACUGCAUCCCCUGGAGGUGCAACAACAACAGCAGCAGGAGCAGAGGGUAGUGGCAGCGGAGCAAUCAGCGGCAGUGGCGGUGACAUUCUAAAUGUGGCCGCUGCCCUGGCAGCUGUCGUCGAUAAUGGGACAUCCACCUCUGCGUCUGCAUCAGCAUCAGCAUCCGCCUGCUCCCCAGCACUGACAUCAUCAUCCUUGUCCUCGUCGAGGCCACACCAGCGACACCACCAGCAUCACCAUCAUAAUCAUCAGCAUCAUCUGCAUGGACGCAGCACCACCUCGUCAAGUCGGUCGCAUUCGCGUUCGCCGAGCAGCUACAGCAGCUCACACAGCUCCUCGUCAGCGUCGUCGCACUCAUCGUCACAUUCGCACGCGUCCAGUCCGGUCCAGUCGGGCAUCCAAUGUGCAUCAGAUGGUCGUAGCAUCUCCCGCAGCAGUCUCCAGUCGGUGGCUGUCAACAGCACUUCUUCAAAUCCCAGUGGCAAUGCUGGAGCCGUGGCCAUCCCUAGUGGCAGUGGUGGCGGUUGUGGUUCCAGUUCCAGCAGCAGCAGCAGCAGCUCUAGCAGCAGCAGCAGCGGCAGUGGCAGUGGCGGCGGCUCCUCCUCCUGCCUCGCUGUCAAUCCUGUGGUGCAUUCCGAAGAUAAUCGCCCACUGGCGAUACGCGUACGCAACCUGCCCGCCCGUUCCUCGGACACAUCCCUCAAGGAUGGUCUCUUUCAUGAGUACAAAAAGCACGGCAAGGUCACGUGGGUGAAGGUCGUCGGCCAGAAUUCGGAGCGCUAUGCCCUCGUCUGCUUCAAGAAGCCCGACGAUGUGGAGAAGGCCUUGGAGGUCUCCCACGACAAGCACUUUUUCGGCUGUAAAAUCGAGGUGGAACCCUACCAGGGCUACGACGUCGAGGACAACGAGUUCCGGCCGUACGAGGCCGAGUUGGACGAAUACCAUCCCAAGUCGACGCGUACCCUGUUCAUCGGCAAUCUGGAGAAGGACAUCACGGCAAGCGAGCUGCGUGUGCAUUUCGAGAGCUUCGGGGAGAUCAUCGAGAUCGACAUCAAGAAGCAGGGCCUCAACGCCUACGCCUUCUGUCAGUAUUCGGACAUUGUCUCCGUGGUGAAGGCCAUGCGCAAAAUGGAUGGCGAGCAUCUGGGCAGCAACCGCAUCAAGCUCGGCUUCGGCAAAUCCAUGCCCACCAACUGUGUGUGGAUCGAUGGGGUGGGCGAGAAGGUCUCCGAGUCGUUUCUGCAGUCGCAGUUCACGCGCUUUGGCGCUGUCACCAAAGUGAGCAUUGAUCGCAUGCGGCAGCUGGCAUUGGUGCUGUACGAUCAGGUGCAGAAUGCCCAGGCAGCGGUCAAGGAUAUGCGUGGCACCAUCAUGCGUGGCAGGAAGUUGCAGGUGGACUUUGCCUCCAGAGAGUGUCAGGAUGCGUUCUAUGACAAGCAGGAGAAGCAGCAGCAACAGAAUGCUGGUUCCUCUUCGCGUUUCAAUCGCUAUGAGUCCUCCACAUGCUCCUCUUCCUCCUCCGCACAGCAGUCCAGAUCGCGUGCCUCCUCCUUUAGCCGCCAUCAGACAAACUCCAACGAUGGCUGCGAUGCUGGCAGCAAUACGCCGACGAGCGGUGGCAGCGGCACCCCCUCGGGUAGCUCUGCAAUGCCUGCCCCCAGCAUCGCCUCUGCUAUUGUGAGCAGUAGUAGCUCCAGCAUUAGCGGUGGCAUCAGUGGUGCUCCGGUAACGGCAACAGCAGCAGCUUCUGUGGCUGGAGCUUCCACUGCCACGCUGCCAUCUGUGGUGGGGAGCAGCAGCAGCAGCAGCUGUUCGUCAUCGAUGCCGCCCAUGUCACCGGCUGCCAUGGCGCAGGUGAGGAUGCGCAUGGCAAGGAAUGCGAGGCACACCAUCGACUUUGAUAUGAACGAUGUGGCGGCACAACGAAGAUUUCGCGCUGCUGGCAACAUAGAGGAGCCUCACGACGAAGACACAAACGCCACAGCUGUGGGCAGUCGUUGCGAUUCGCCAGUGAUUGCACGCCUGGGCCCCGUACUUGGCGGUAUUGGAGGCUCCAGCGGAGAAACCCCCAUGGAAGCGACGCUGAUUAACAGCAACAGCAGCAGCAUAAGCGUGGGAGGAGCCAAUCGGCGACGUUGCGAGCAACUUCUCCUCGACGAAUGCCCGUCCAGUGGUGAUGAGGGGGGAGGCGUGGUCAGUCCCAGGAAGCGCAUCAAAAUGGAUUACCAUCACCUUCAUCAUCAUUCCAAUGCCUCGGGGCUGGUGGAUCCCUAUCCCUCCACUGGGGACAAGCAGCAGCAGCAGCAACCUUUGACCCUAUCCAACUGUGAUGUGAUACACGAUCCCCUCAAUCGCAAGAGCGAGAUCCGACGUGUGUCCGAGGCAUCUCCCAGCAGCAACAGCAACAGCAUGAAGUUCCCUGGACACCAGCCACCGCCCUCCCUGAUGAUCAGCUGCCGACGGCCGUCCAUUGAUGUGGGCGCCUUGUCGGCGCUCUCCAGCUCUUCGGCGUUUCGCCACGGACUGGUGGGGGCCAGCAGCAUGGAUCAGCAGCAUCAGCAACAUCAGCAGCAACAGCACAUGAUGAAUGCCUCGCUGGCCGCCAAGCGACGGCGUGUGGCGCCCAUGCAGCAGCCCCCCACAAUGGGGAACAACAGCAGCUCCGGCGGUGGUCUGCUGCUGGGCGGAGGAGUCACCGGAGUGACGCCCAACGAUGAGGCGUACCAUCAUCAUGCCUCGCGAGGACGCGGCCAUCAGCUACAUUCCCAUCACUCGCACGAGGCCAGCGGCGGGGAGAGUGCGGACGGAUCGCGGCCGGGUACGCCCCUGUGCGAUGAGCGACCCGAAGUGCUGCCCUCCGAGCCCCGACGCCUGCCCCCGCCGAGAGAACGGACGCGGGAAAGAGUAAGGGAGGUGAUGUGGCUGCCAAUGCCCAAGUUUGGCUACUCGUUCAUCCAGCAGCAUCGCAGUGGCCCUGGCAGUGGCAGUGGCGGAGGCAGCGGCAGCGGCAGCGGCUGCUCAUCGAGCAGUGUAUCCAACUACCUGUUGGGAUGCUCCUCGGUAGCCGGCGGGUCCUCCUGCUCCUCCAGCAACAACAACAGCAACUCUAGUCUAAGUGCAGGACUCGGCAGUGGAUUGGGCGGCACGGGAUCAUCAUCGGCCUUCCUGCCGAGCCCCUCCUCACGCUACUGGCGAUCCUCCUCGCACCACUCGCACCAGCAUCACCAUCAUUCGCACCACUCGCAGCAGCAGCAACAACAGCAACAGCAGCAGCAGUCGUCUUCGGGCUCCUCCUUGGGCCUGAUGGCCAGUCCGGCGCGUCCACGCUCGCUGAGCUCCAAUUCGAGCGACUCGGAUGUGCCCGGACAUGCCGGGGGAAGCCCCUCGCUGGACGAACGCCUCCGCAACUUUGAGGAGAACUACGAGCGAUGGUCUGGCGGCAGCAACACCCAGCAGCAGCAUCAGCAGACGGGCAGCAACACCAAUUCCAGCCACGGUCACAGCCACAGCCACAGCCAUGCCCAACAGUCGAGCAGCACGACGCCCUCGUGGCAGCUGUCGAUGCACACGAAUCUGAGCGGCUUGAGCACGCAUCCGGCCAACUCUGGCAACAGCAACAGCUCCAGCGGCACGGCCUCCAGCUGCCAUUCGGCGAGCAACUCGCGGCACAAGUUCCUGGACAUUGACGAGCUGCAGCCGUCGGAUAUCGUCAAGUCGCUGCUCGCCAAGAAGUCCAUCUUCGACGACGAUCUGCAGCGGCUGAAGAAGAACCAGUGGUACGAUCCGUGCAGUGCGGACUUCGCCAUCGGCUCCACCUCCACGGGAUCCACCGCGACAGCUUCGCGGCAUGGCCUGUGCAGUGGGAACACCUCCCCGGCGCUGCUGCCCAAUCUGGCGGCCACCAAGACGACACCCAUCAUUGGCAACUGCACGCCCAUUCUGUCCAACUCGACGAGCACCAACAAGACGACGAGCGGACUGCUCCAGCGGCUGAGCAGCCUGUCGCCCAUGAACUCGCCCCAGGCCUCGAUGUCUCCCUACAACAGUCCCUCGCCCUCGCCAUCGGUGGGAGCGGCCACGCCAAGCGGACAACUUGCGUCCAUGAAGCCCAUCGCUGGAUGCAGUAACAGCAGCAGCAGCAGCGGCAGUAGUGCAGCAGGCGGAGGAGUGAUUCCCACGGCUACGGCGGUCGCCGCUGCCUCGGCAUCGGGAUCCCCAGCAGCCACAUCGGGAGCCACCAAAGGUCUGCAGUAUCCGUUUCCCAGUCACCCGCCUCUGCCAAACACUGCGGCACCACCGCCAGCCGUGCAGCCAGCACCCCCGCCACCGCCAGAGACGCCAGUGACGGUGACACAGAAGCAGCAGCAGCAGCAACAAUCAGCAGCCAAGACUUCACCAGCAGCGGGACCGCCACCAGCAGCCAACAGUCUGACUAAGAGUCUGAGCGUGCCCGCCGAGCCACUGCCGUCGCAGUCGCCCAGCGCCAGAGCACAGCUGCAGAAGUCCGCCUCUGUGCCGGGCAGCACGAAUGUGGGGACAACUACUACCUCCAGCACAAGCAGCAACAGCAACAGCAAUGCCCCCUCGAGCUCAUCCAAUUCCACAUCAUCGUCCAACGGUAACAGUUCCUCAGCAACAACAGCCACCACAACACAUGUACAAAAGUCCCAACAGCAACAACAGCAACAACAGCAGCAGAACUCCAGCGAAGAGGAGCACAAGAGCAAGACAUCCGCAUCCGCAUCCACAUCGCACUCCUCCUCACACUCCUCCUCCCACUCGCACUCCCACAAGAGCAAGAGCAGCAGCAGCAGCAGUGCCCACGGUGGCGUGGACAGGAGCCACAGCACGAACCGAUCCAACAGCUUGGAAAAGGCCCACAGCUCGAACCGAGCCAACAGCACGGACAAGUCUCACUCUGUGGACAAGCACAGCAGUACGAACCGUUCCAACAGCACGGACAAGGCGAAUUCCACAAACAGAUCCAACAGCACAGACAAGUCCCACUCGACGACGACCACGACUACGACAACAAAUCGUUCGAACAGCGUGGACAAGUCGCACAGUGGUGCGAACCGUUCGAACAGCACGGACAGGUCCCACAGCAGCAGCAGCAGACAUAACAGCCGCUCGGAAGGCGGCGACAAAAAGUCGAAAAAGAACUCCGACAAGAGUUCCGUUUCAUCUUCGACGACCGGGGACAAGCGCAAGAAUUCCGCGACCUCUCAAUCGUCCAAGUCAGCGACUCCGCGCAUCGAAGACUCGACGGACACGGACGAUCCUGGGGAGCGAUCCGAAAAGGAGCAGCGUCAGGAGCGGGAGAAGGCGCACCAGAAGGAGCGCCAUGAGAGGGAGAAGCGCAAGCACCAAGAGCGCGAGGAGAAGGAUAAGGAGCGGAAGGCACACCAUCCACAACCGGAGGAGAAAGAGAAGUCUCAUCAGGACCGGAAAGCACACCACCAAGGGGAAAAGGAAAAAGAAAAAGAAAAAGAGCGCAAGGUUCACCAGGAGGAGAAGGAGCGCAAGACCGAGCAGGAGGAUAAGGAGAAGGAGCGCAAGGCCAAAGAAGAGAAGGAGCGCAAGGCUCAAGAAGAACGCGAGCAAAAGGAGCGUGAAGAAAGGGAGCAGCAGCGAGUGCAAGAGCAGCGAGAACAGGAUCAGCGAGAGCAGGAGAAACGAGAGCGAGAGCUGCGCGAAAAGGAGCAUCGGGAGAAGGAACAUCGCGACCGGGAUCACCGAGAGAAAGAACAAUCCUCGCGACGUUCCAUCUCGGACUCGGACCAAGAGUCCCGCAUGUCUCGGAUGCGCGAGAUGUCUUCAUACCACAAGAGCAAAACUGAUGCCAGCUCCGAGGCCAGCAGCUUCUACUCGCACAAUGUCACGCCCAGCGUAUCCACUGAAUGCGAGCGGCAGCACAACAAAGAGAAUGCCGCCGAUGCCGCAGCAGUGCCACCCUCGUCCUGUCCCACGCCAGCGCACGAUGGCAGCAACGCCGCUGCCGCGAAGGAUCGCUCGCGGAAAUCCUCGAGGAACUCUCCCGGUCCCCGCAUCCACAAGCGUCGCCUGAGCUCGCAGGAUAGCAACCACAGUGGCGCCACAGGAGGAGGCGUCGGUGGUCUGCACAAUCAUCACGAUGACUAUGUGAAGCGGAUACGCAUGGAGAACCAUCAGAAUCCCAUACCCAGCCAGAACAAUCAGAAUCAGAGCCAGAGUCAGAACCAGCGGCUCAACGAUCGUCACGACGGAGCCAAGGACCAGCAGCAGCAUAAGAGCAGUAACAGCAGCUCCAAGGAUGCUGACUCCAAGACACCAAACUGCAGUUCCUCGCACUCCAAGUCGCAUGGCAGUGGCGGCAGCUCAUCCUCCUCCUCGAAGCAUCAUCGCAGGGAGAAGCAUCACUACAAGAGCAUAGGCAUAGCGAGUGCCAGUGCCCCCUCUUCGAUGGAUGUCACUGUCACACCAUCGAUGGAUAUGCUGGAUGUGACUUCCAACCCAAAGGCAGCAGCACUCAAGCAGCAACAGCAGCUGCUCAAUACCAGCGAGGAGGAGCAGCAGGCACAGCCACAGCCGAAGCGGGAGAAGGAGAGGGAUCGCGAGAAGGGAGACAGGGGGGAACACCAUCACCACAGCAGCAGCUCCUCUUCGCGCCACAAGAGCAAGCGAGAGCGUGAGCACCAUCGGGAGCACCAUCGCGAAAAGAAGCGACAUUCUGUGGCCGAGUCCACCAACACCGAUGAGGAGCAGCAACAGCCUCUACAGCACAUGCACACACACUCGCAUCUCCAGCUGCAGCAUCAGCAGCAGCAGGAGGAGGGGGAGCAGGAGCAGCAUCAUCAUCAUAAUCCCCAUAGACGGACCUCCGCCACUGGCAGUGGCUCUGCGGGAGAACUGAGCUCCGCUCCGACCAACACCUCCAGUGGCAAGGGCCAUCGGGAGGGAUCGCACCACCAUCAUCACCACCAUCGAAGGAGGAGCGUGGACAGAAAGUCGUCGAGGGGCUCCGACGAGGGGCACCACUCGUCGAAAUCGUCGCGCAGCAAGUUGAUGAUGCUCAGCUCCGCGGACUCGGACGACACCGACGAUGCCUCCAAGAAGCACUCGAUCUUCGACAUACCCGACGACUGUCCCAAUGUCUCGAUGUACGACAAGGUGAAGGCCAGGAGCUGCAAGAACAUGCAGCGGCAGGCCGAGGAGAAGAAGAUCAAGGCGAAGUUCUCGCAGCUGAAGCAGUCGCGGGCCAAGAAGAAGCGCUCCACCAGCUACGACGGCGACUCGGAUACGGAGUUCGAGGACCGCCAUCACCGGAACAGCGGCAGCAGCAGCUUCCACGGCCGCCACAUCGGUCUCUCGAGCAGCGACGACGAUGACGACGACGAGGAUGAGAUGAUGCAGAGCCACAGCCAUAGCCGCAUAUUCUCGGAUUCGGAUGCGAGGUCCGAGGUGGAUCACGAAGCGGUGGCCAGUCGCGUCCUCCAGAUGCAGCAGAAUCUGCGCCGUCUGUGCGACGGGGACGACAGUUCGGAGGACGAGAUACGCAGGAACUUCACCAAGCACAAUCAGCACGGAAAGCGCAACUCGCAUUCGACGCGCAUCGCCUCCGAUUCGGAGUCGCAGUCGCAGCCAGGAGCGCCCGAGAUGCAGGUGCAGAUCAAGCAGGAGCCACAGACAGAGCCACAGCUAACACAGUCAGAGAUGGAGCUGGAGCUGGAACUGGAGCCAGAGAUCAAGCAGGAGCAGCUGUCGGACGGGGGAGAGCAGCUGAAGACAGAGUUCAAGUCCCGUCACGACUCCAACUCCUCGAUGGAGGAGCGCAAGCUAAAGACGGAGAUCAAGAAGGAGUAUGGGGAUUUCUACAACUCUGCCGGUGGCUACUCCAAUGCCUACUCCGACUCUGGGACUCCCGGCAAGAUCAAGGACUACUCCCCGGAGACGCGCAAGAAGCACAAGAAGAGCAAGAAGCGCCUGAAGUCCUCCUCUUCCCGAGAGGUAGAAGCCCAGCAGCAGCAGCUACAGCAGCAGCCCCCGCCGCAGCCACCGCCAUCCCUCGUUGUGUCCAUAGCCACGCCCUCGAUCUUCGAUGUGCAUACGUCUGAUUUGAAGGGAAACAAGUUUGUGGAUAGCUUUGAAGAUCUAAAGACGGAACGGGAGCGAGAUCGGGAGCGGGAACGGGAGAGUGUCCUGCCCAUAUCGUUGGACAUUUCGGCGAGCGAGAGGCGGAAGCACAAGGAGCGCAAGGAGAAGAAGCGCGAGAAGAUGAGGAACCUCUCGGCGGAAACAAACAGCGGUGCCACCAUCGCUGGGACCACAGCCACCACAACAACACCACACAUGAGCAGCGGCAGCACACCAACAGCAGUGGCAGUGGCAGCAGCAGCAGCUGCAGCUGUUCCGCCUGGAAGCAGCAGCAGCAACGAUCUGGGGGAGGGAAAGUUGGAGAAGCUGUCAAAGGAGGAGAGACACCGCUUGAAAAAGUCAAAGAAAUCCAAGAGUUUGGAUACCUCAUCCUCCUCCUCGACGAGGCUGUACAAUGCCUCCUCUGGCGGCAGCAGCCUUGUGCCAGCAGCCGCAGCAGCCACAACAGCAGCAGCAUCCCCAGUGGCCGCGUCUGUGCCUGUGUCCGCCGUUCCUGCCACACCCAGCUCGGCGCCAGCUCUCACUCGAGACAAGACACGGGGCGAGGACAAGAUGGAGUUCAUCUUUGGCAUCAUCUCGGACGAGGAUGAGUCGCAGUUCCCAGACGAGCAGCCAGAAGGCGGAGUCAAGGAGAUCUCCUCGAGGGAGCCGAUUGUGUCGGCUGCCCUGCAGACAUACAAACAGGAGCCGCCAUCCACACCCACCUCGGCCAAGAUCCAGGAGAACCAAUUGCCCAUCCAAGAGGAUCAGCCAGCACCUGUGGAGAGAGCACCCCGCCAGACGGGCGGCACCUCCUCCUCCUCCUCGCAUGCGGACAGAGAGCGUCAUCGCAAGGAGAAGCGCGAUAAGAAGCGACGCGAAAGGUCCCAUCGAGAGCAGCAGCAGCAGCAGGCGGCCCAGCAGCAAUCCUCGUCCAAUGCGACAAAGAUCGAGGACGACAACAGCGUGGACAUGGAUGAGGCGGGACGGGCGUUGGAGGCCCAACUGAUGGAUGACUUUGACAGCAAGAUGAUGCCCGAGGAGGCCACGCCCUCGACGGCCAACACCUACAGAUCGGACAUGGCCGAUGUGUUCCGCUUCUCGGACAACGAGGACAACAACUCCGUGGAGCUGAAGCUGCCAUCAUCGAUGGGAGGAGUCGGCAAGCAGCCGGUGGAGGAGCAGCACAAGAGCAAGGACAAGAAGAAGAAAAAGAAGCGCUCCAAGGAGGAGAAGCAGGAGAAGUUGCUGCGCAGGGAAUCGGUGCCCACCCCGGGGAUUCUGUCUGCUCCCCCGACGCCCGGCAAGCUGACGGUGAACGUCCAGGCAGCUGCCAAGCAUGCGGAUGAGCAGAUGGACGCCAAGCACCGUCCUGCAUCGCCGCCGCUGUGCAAGCCCUCGCCGAGUCUGCCCUGCCUCAUUGGAGACGAUGACGAUGAGGAUGUGGUGGUGCCCCCCAAGGUCCCCGUGCAUCCCUCAGUCACCCUGCCACCGAGCACUCCCACCAGCAGCAGCACAAGGGGCAGCGACAGCCUCACACCCUCGCGCGAGAAGCCUCGCCUGAUCAGCCCCAUUCCCAAGACGCCGACCAUCACGAACAGCUCCAUGCUGUCCACACAGUCCGCGGAGACGCCAGUUAGCAGUGGUGCAGCGGCGGGUGCCAAUUCCUCGGCGCUGGCCACGACACCCACAUCCUCGACAACAGCCGCCGCGGCCGCCGCAGCAGCCUCCGCAGAGAGUUCGCCCACAAGUGCGGCGCUCGGGAAGAAGAAGGACAUCUUCAUUCCCGGCUUCGAUGGCCAGCUGGAUGACAGGAUCAGCGAGUCGGCUGUGCAGUCCAUCUCCGCGGAGUUCAACAGCGGCUCCCUGCUGGAUCCGUUGGGAGAUGAGCCCAAGAUUCCGGUCGCCUCGCCACCGGGAGCCACCAAGCCACUGGACAAAAUGGAGGACAGCAAAUCGCGGGUGACCAUCUCCCAGGAGGAGACGGAGAGCGCCGUGUCAGCGCUGCUCGGCGAGAGCUUUGGCACCUCCUCGACGGCCGACUACUCGCUGGAUGGCAUGGACGAGAGUGAAAUGGAGACGCCGGCUAUCGUUGUGGCCGAACCCGAUGAGGAGGCCGCGCUGGCGGCCAAGGCAAUCGAGGGAGCCGUCGAAGAGCAGCCACCAGCCAUUCUGGAAGAUGAGCCCGAAGCAGAGCCAGGAACAGAGGCAGAGGCAGAAGCGGAAGCAGAACCCCCAGUGGUGGUGGUGGGAGCAGGAGGCGGCGUCCUGGAUCCAGAUGAGAUCAACAAGGCUGUGCAGAGUCUGAAGCACGAGGACAUGAUGGACAUCAAGGCAGACACACCGCAGUCGGAGAGGGAUCUCCAGAUAGACACGGACACCGAGGAGAAUCCCGACGAGGCAGACAGCAGUGGACCGAGUCUCAAGAUUGAUGAGACCGUUCAGAGCUCCUCAUCGCCAGAGAAGUCUAUGUCGAGCAGCAGCAGGGAAGCGGCGACGGCGUCCAAGGCAUCUUCCCCAGUGGAGGAUAAGAAGGGUCCACCUUCGGUGAUCACGAAGCUGCCAUCUUUGGAGCAGCAGAAGCCCCCAUCGGUGAUGAUUGGCGGCAGCUCCUUGACAUUGACAUCUUCCCCCGCGAAGAUUGAGCCGCCGACAAUCAGCAAACUGCAGCAGCCGUUGGUGCAGCCCGUGCAGACGGUGCUGCCCGCACCCCCAGUGCUACCUCCUCCAUCCGUGUCCGUAUCGAUAGCUCCUGCAGCUGCGCCGGCAUUGGCAGCUGCCCCGCAUCCGACUCCCACGCCCGUCAUCAAUCUGGAUCUGUCCAAUGUGAUGGGCAAUUGCUCGAACAGCAGCAGCUCAGUCUCUCCCUCGAUAUCCUUCGGGAGUCCCAAUCCCAGCCAGAGCAUCCCCUGCAUGCCGCAGGCCUCGACGCCCAAGCAGACGCCCCAACAGCUGGCACUGCGCACACAGUCGCUCAUCAUGCAGCCACCGACCAUCUCCAUUCCAGAGCAGACGCCGCACUUUAUGGUGCCCCACAUGGUACUCUCGCCCCAUCAUCCGCAGCAGCAGCAGCAACAGCAGCCGACGCCCGGAGGUUACAUUAUGGGCAUUCGGGCACAGUCGCCGCAUAGUCCGCUGCUGUCGCCGGGACGUGGCGGACCAUCCAUCAAUCGAGUGGUGGGUCAACUGAGUCCUGCGGGUCGUCCCGUGCCAGGAGGGGUUAACCAACAACAGCAGCAGCAGCAACAACAACAACAGCAUGCUCUGAUGACUUCCCCUCAGGGCGGCAACAUGAGUCCUUUGGCCAGUCCUACGCCGCGAGUGGCCGCCGGCAGCAAUACCACAUCACCCACCACGAGCAAGCCGAACAGCUACCAGCCACGAGCCCAGGCCCAACAACAGCAGCAACAGCAGCAACAGCAGCAGCAGCAGCCAUCGCCCAAGUCUCUGAUGGAUCUGCAAUCGUCGCCACAACUGAUUCCCAUGCCGAUGCAGAAGAUGCCGCCCAUGCAGGUGCCACACCAUCCGACAAUCAUCAGCAAGGUAGUGACAGUGCAGCCGCAGCAGGCGACCCAAUCCCAGGUGGCAAGUUCACCGCCAUUGGGCAGUCUACCGCCACACAAGAGUCUGCACGUGAACUCACAGCCACAGCCGCCACAUCAUCAGGCGCAGCAGCAACAGUUGUCGCCGCAAAUGAUGUCCAAGAUGACGGCAGCCCAUCAGCAGCAUCAACAUCAGCAGCAAGUGCACCAGUUUAUGCACCAGCAGAUGUUGCAACGACAGCAGCAGCAGCAGCAUAUGCAACAGCAGCAGCAACAACAUGGACAUCAGCAGUCGCAACAGCAACAACAACAACAUCAGCAGCAGCAGCAGCAGCAACUCCAUGGACAGCAGCAACAUCAACUUCAGCUGACGCCCGUGCAACAACAUCAGUUGCAGCAACAGCAACAGCAUCAGCAUCAGGCGGGACAGCAGCAGUUGACUCCCAUGCAGCAUCAGCACUUCCAACAGCAACAGCAUCAGAUGAACCAGCAGCAGUUGAACCAACAGCAACAGCAGGCACAGCAGCAGCAACAUCAGGUCCAGGCCCAGCAGCAGCAGCAGCUGAACCAACAGCAGGCACUGCAAGCGCAGCAGAUGCACAUCCAGAAGAUGCAACAGCAGAUACAACAACAUCCUGCCCAGCAGCAACAGCAGCAGCAGACGAAUGCUUCGCCACACUUGGGUCCGCCACCACCGAUGUUUGCACAGCAUCCGCCGCGUGGCAUGCCCAACCAGCAGCAGCAGCAGCAGCAGCAGUUGCCACACAGUCCGCCCUGCAAGCCAAAUCCAAUGAUGCACAGUCCAUCAUUGCUGGUGAGAGUGCCACAACCGCAACAGCAGCAGCAACCAUCGAUGCAGCAGCAGCAAUCCUCUCCAGGAGCCACGCAAAUGCCGCAUCCAUCGCCGCAACUGAAUGUGAUCCAGAGUCCAACUACCAAGCAGCAGAUGAUUGUGCAGCAGCAUAUCGUGCCACCGCCAGCAGGACAAGCACCGAGCACAGCCAAUGCGAUUCACUACCCAACGCAACCAAAUGCGAAUCCCAAUGUCAAUCCCAGUCCCAAUGCCAAUCCCAUCAAGGAGAACGCAGUGGAGAAAUCUCUGGCCAUCAAGACGUCGGAGAGUGUUUCGGUGAUACGGACACCCACACCCACGACCAGCGGCAGUCCGGCGAUAAUCUCACCGAAGGCGGCAGCCAGUGCCACAUCCCUGCUGACGGAGGAGAAUCUCAUCAAGAUAUCGCAGCCCAAGCAGGAUGAGCUGAUCGAGCAGGACUCCAAGGAGGUGGACAGCGACUAUUGGUCCGCCAAGGAGGUGAAUAUCGAUAGUGUGAUCAAGAAGCUGGACCCGCCUGCAGUCAUCAAGGAGGAGAAGCGUUCGCCCAUCGAGAUGCCAAUGCCCCCGACAGUCGUUCCCCCAGUGGAGGUGCCAACACCCGCCAUACCCACAGAAACACCAGUGCCGACCCCGUCUCCUGCUCCUGCUCCUGCUCCAGCCCCUGCUCCUUCUCCAUCUGUAACUAUCAACAGUUCGGUGAACGAUCACGACACGGAGGACGAGACGGAGACGCGUCAGAUGCCCCCGAAGCCCAGCACGCCGACUGUGGGCAGGCCGCCGGGUCGUGGAGGCGCCAGCAAGCGUGGAAGACAGCCGCGUGGCGCCAAGAAGCAGGGAGGACUCCCGCUGGCCACGCCAGGUGUUGCACCAGGAGGUGAUGCUGGCUUAGGCAUCACUCCUGGCGACAAUGGAGUGCAGACGCGUCUGAGGAAGCCGGUGACGGCGCCUGUGACUCGCGGCAGGAAGGGCCGUCCGCCCAGGAAUCUUCUCCUGCAACAGCAGCAGCUCCAACAGCAACAACUGGCGCAGCAGCAGCAGCAGAAGUCUAUGGAAAUGUCGACACCGACACCCACUGCACCAGCAACAACAGCUGUGGCAGCGGUGACGCCCACUCCAGUGCCGACGGCCGCUGAGAAGAAGGCCAGGAAUCAGGCGUUGACUCAGGCACAGGUAGCGACUCCGCCUGGGGUGUCCAGGUCCAGCCAGGACAUUUAUGAGUUCAACGAUGACUCCGGGGAGGCGCCCAAGCCAAAGAUUGCCGCUGUGGUGGCGCCAGCGGAGGAUCAGCGGCCGCGUCUCAUUCUGACGAUUAACAAGUCGCAGCCGUCGAUCAAGAGUAGCACCGAAGUGGAGCCACCAGCAGCAGCGCCACAGCCACAGACAGAGGCACAAGCACAGUCCCAGCCCCAGCCCCAAACCCUGCCACAGCCGCACAACGAUGCCAUCAUUAGCGACAACUCGAGCGAAUCCAGCAACACGCGCAAGUCGCGCCGCCUGCAGGAGAAGGAGGAUCGCAGCACAGUGGAUGACAUCAUCGAGGAUGUGGUGCGGAAUACCAACACCCAAAUGGCCGCUGGACUUGUCCAGCAGCUGCCAAAGGGCGCCCAGACGCCUCCCCGCCGCUCCGGACGGAAUGCCCAGACGAAGAAAACAGAUCUCGUGAAUCCGACCAAUGCCGUGGGUCGUCCACGACGCUCGAAGGACAGGAAGACCAUCUCGGAGCCGCUGACGAGCCUAAUGGAGGACUCAUCGCAGUCCUCAUCGCCUGCACCGCCCGCAACUCCCAUCCUGCAUGCGCCCGAGCAGCCACAUAUGCCACAGCUGGACAGCAAAGAGGUUGAACCCACAGCCCCGUCAUCUGCCGUUCCUGUUCUUGCUGCUAUUCCUGCUGCAGUGCCAGUGGCACCAGUGAUGCCCGUGCCGAAGCCCACGAUACCGCAGCAUCCCAAGAAAAAGGCGAUCGCUGCGGCGGAGAUCGAAUCGUAUCAGGCCAUCAACUCGUCGAUACCCAGCGGAGGGCUACCCAUGCACCAGACGGCAGCUCCGGCCGCCACGCAAAAGAUCACAGGAGGAGCAGCGGAUGCCGUGAGCAAGGCCCUGGUGGAUCCCGUCACGGGAGUCAUCACCGCGGGCAUGCCACAGGGCAAGGAGGGUAACCUCCCGGCAGCCACGGCUGCAGCUCCCACCAACAGCAGCAGCAAUGAGGCGGCACCGCAGAUGCAACAGCAGCAGCACCAGCAGCAGCAGGCGCUGCCACAGCAGCAGAUCAAUGCCACAGUUCUGGCUCCGACUACGGCGGCGGCGCCCAUCACAGCGCUGGGCAACAAAUCCGCGCAGCUGGAGGCAGCUGCUGCGGCGGCUAUGCUGAACAAACCCGUCAGCGUGUUGGUCAAGGGCAAUGCCAAUGCCUCACCUUUGGUGAUGCAGCAGCAACAGCAGGGACAACCGCAGUUGGUGGCGCCACCAAAGCAACAACCGAUUGUGCUGCAACAGAACCCAUUGCCCACGGUGUUGCAACAUGCGCAGCUGAGCAACGUGCGGCCACCGCAGCCACUGAAGGCGCAUGUCCUGAACAGAGAAAAGAAUCUACAGCAUCAGCUGACGCCCACCAAGCAGCCGCAGCCAGCGGUUGCGGGACACAUGCUACUCACAGAUGCGGCAGGCAAUCAGCUGCUGCAGCCGCAAAUCAUAGCACGCCACUUGCAACAGCAGCAGCAGCAGCAUCUGCUGGUGAAUGUGCCACCACCAUCGGCACAUUCGCCCAGGAUUCAGGGUCAACAGCAGCAGCAGCAGCAACAUCAGCAGCAGAUAGGAGCGGCAGCAUCCAUGCCCCAACAACAGCAGCAGCAGACGCUCGUCAUCAAGCAGGCAACAUCAGCAGCACCACCGCAGAUCCUGCAUGUCGUGAGCUCCAAGGCUUCAGUGGUGCCGCAGCCACAGCAGCCACUGCCACCCACCUCCUCGGCGACGGGACAUAUGCAGCAGCUGGGAAAACCAAACUUUGGCUACGUGCCCACCGUCCUGCCACCUACAACAUCCACGGCAGCAGUACAACAUCCACAGCAGCUGUACAAGCCACCCAACCAGCAGAAGGCUGGACCACCGCAGGGAGUGCAAGUGCAGCUGCCGCCGCAUGGAAUACCCAUGCUGCCCAACCAUCCAGGAUUGCUGCUACAGCAGAAGGCCCCAGCACAUCUGCAGCCGCAGCAGCAUCAGUUGACGCCCUCGCCGCCGCCGGGCAAACCGAAUCCCGUGGUGCACAGCCUACAGGUGCAGGCAGGACAGAUCCUGCCAGGCAGUGUGGGCAGUCCGCCGCCCGUCUCGGUGGCAGCAGUGCUCAAGUCGGCGCAGCAGCAGGCUAACUCUGCAGCAGCAGCAGCAGCGGUGAUGCGCACAGCCAUUCCCAACAUCAGUCCGCAGGGACAGCCAAGGGUAUCCCCGCUGGUUCUGCCCCCAGGAAUGCCGGGAGUGCCGCCGUUCGAUACGAGUCUGCAUGAUCUGGGUGCCUAUGUCAGUGGACGACGCACCCAGAGCCCGCCGCCGGCCCAUCAGCAGGCAUCGCCCAUAACACCGAACGAUGCCACGUAUCGGGGUGUGGCUGCCUCCAGGGACUUUAUGAUCUAUCAACACCAUUUGAUGCGCAGCGGCGACUACGAUGACAAGAUGAUCAGCAACAGUCCGCCGUUGGAGCUGCGACGACCAGGCAGUGGACCACCGCGCACCAUUGCAGUGCCUCACAGCAUGCAGAGUCCACAGGAUCGCACAGCAGCGGACUCCCCCCAAAUGGCGCAAGUCUAUGUGCAUAAUGCUCGCAUUCCCCAUGCCCACUUCAGCGACAUGGCCACGCGGGCGGGCUACUACGAGGGCGGCGGCAUACAGCUGGAGCCGCCGCCAGCCCAUCGGCCAGCGGCCUCCAUUAGCGUGGUGGUGCCGCCACCGCCUGUCGGAGCGAGUGUCAGUCCGUUCCUGGGUCGUGAUGGCAGCCUGCAGCUAGAGGAUCGUGAGAGGGAGAUGGAGCGCAUGUCCAUGAUCGCAGCAGUCGUCAAACAGCAGCAGGAGCAAAUGCCAGCAGCUGUUCUGCACGCUGGCAUGGAGCUGGCUGCCGCCCAACAGCAGGCACCGCCAGCAAUGGCCCCGCCGCCGGGUGACUCGCUCGUGACACUGCUGCAACGCUAUCCCGUGAUGUGGCAGGGACUGCUGGCCCUGAAAACGGAUCAGGCUGCCGUUCAAAUGCACUUCGUGCACGGCAAUCCGAAUGUGGCGCGUGCCUCGCUGCCGAGUCUGGCGGAGAGCAGCACGCCGCUGUUGAGGAUUGCCCAGCGUAUGCGCUUGGAGCAGACGCAGCUGGAGGGAGUGGCCAAGAAGAUGCAGGUUGACAAGGAGCACUGCAUGUUGCUGGCGCUGCCAUGCGGCCGAGACCAUGCCGAUGUGCUGCAGCACUCGAGGAACCUACAGACCGGAUUCAUCACCUAUCUGCAACAGAAAAUGGCCGCAGGCAUUGUCAACAUACCCAUACCGGGCAGUGAACAGGCCGCCUACGUGGUGCACAUCUUCCCGGCCUGCGAUUUCGCCAACGAGAACCUGGAGCGUGCCGCUCCGGAUCUCAAGAAUCGCGUGGCCGAGUUGGCCCACCUCCUGAUUGUCAUAGCCACUGUCUAAGGCGCACACAUCCAGUACAGGAAGGACAGUGGCUGCACUAUCGGACCACCCUGACUAUGUAAAUCUCUAAGGAUGCGACACUUUACCCGGACUUUGACAAAAGAAAAACCCGCAAGAAUAGCAGCAGGCAACUACAACACACAACAAACAACCAACAAAACCAAUAAAACAAGUUACGCUCUUCUAGUAUUUUAAGUAAUUUUAAAUAGCGAUUAAACAAGCAAAAGUUUAAAAAAGCAAAGCAAAGCAAAAAAAUAACUUAAAGAAGCAGAAAUCACAUGCAAACUUUAUUGAAUAAAUAAAUGCAAGACAAGAGAGACGACGAGAAGAGAAGAGAAUAUGUAUUCAAAUAUCUCUAGCGGAAAGAGAAUGCACGAAGAGUGAAGAAUGUCCAAAAACAGAACUCAAACAAAGCGAAAUGCGAAAAGAUCCCUUUAGCAACCCCACUUGUAACACUUUAAAAGCAAAAGCAAAAAGCGAAAGCGAAACACGAUGAAUAUAUAUUUGUCUAAAUUUAAUUAUUUAACCUUCCCCUAAUUUAAUCCUUUAAAAGAAAAGAAAAAACAAAACAAAAAGAAAUGAAAAUGAAAAGAAAAGCUUGCAAAGUAUCGUUAAGUUUGAUCUCAAGAAAAGAAAGUUUUAUUUUUUGCUUAAUUUAAAAUGAAAGAAAACGUAAGAAAAAACACAUACCCACACACACAACAACAACACACACAAGCAAAUGUUAAACGAAAAAAAGCUUAAAACAUAAUAACUGUUUACUGUACUAUGCAUACUACUACCCAUACCAUACCAUACCAAUACCAUACAUAAUAUGAAUAUCCGAUUCUAUUACCCCAAAAUACCCCCCUCUCUACCUAACACGUUUAAGUUUUUCGAUUGGUGACUACUUUAAGGGUCCCCCCCCCCACCCAAAACACUUUUCCAUAUCUUACAAAGUUUCCGCCAGAAUGGUCCUAGAAUUUGUUGUUGAUUUUUCAACUGGGUUUCAUUGGCUCCAUGGAAGGCCUUCCUUCCCUCUGUAGAAGAAAGGCCUGGCAUAGACCCAAGCACCCACCCAUUCGAGCAAUUCGAGCGCCCAAGAACCAACCUACCUGAUCUGUUGUGGCUGAUCUGUCGCCAACGCUGUUUGAAGCACAAUUAGGUUUAAAGAUGCGCCCAGAGGCUUUUUCCUACGAUUACAUACACACGUAUACAUUACAUUAAAUUAGCAUACACAUACACACAUAUACAUACAUUACGAGUAUAUAGCCACGUAUAGAGCGUAUUUAAUUAUAAACGAAUAUGUGUUAAGCCAAAUAUUUUAAAGUUUAGAGAGAGACUAGUUUUGUGUUGGAUUUCCUCCGCUCUGCACCAGAGCACCAUCUUAUUUUACACCCGAAAAACCUGCAACGGGGGGUGUCCUACCAGACUCUCGUGGGUCUUUUUGAACAUUGAUUUCUGUUGGUUUUGAAUACUUUGUCGAUACUAUAUUACAACACCACCACUGCCACAACACUAAAACACUGAACUAUCUAAAUCGAGGCGUUCCGUUCCGUUGUCCCUAUUUUCUCUGAUAUUUCAAUUUUUUCAAUAUUAAUUUAGUUUGUGCGCGCGAAACUUUGUAAGAUGAUUGUUUGGGGGGUGGGGCGGGGGACCCGCUUUAUACCCUCAUAAGCCCAAUGCUGACACAUACACAGACCCAAACACCCCCUACCCUAAACAUACCCACGACACCAUAUACUAUACAAUAAACUAUAUAGUACUACCCUCUCUGUACACUCCUUAAACUUAAACGUACGUUUUCACGCCCACUUGUAAAUUAUUGUGACGACAACAAAAACAGAUGAAACAAGAAGAAACAAAACGAGAAAACAAAAAAAAGAUGAAACAAAAACAAGAAAGAAAACAAAACACAACUGUAAAAUAUUUAAAUUAUUUAGAAUCUAACAGAUAUAUGAAAUGUAAAUACAGUUUAAUUAGUGUUUAGCGCGUAUUUAGUUGUAUGUUUUAAAACUAAACUAAACUAAAGAGAAACUGUACAUUAUAUAACACAACUAAUGAUACGAAAGAAAAACAAACACUAAACGAUCGAGAUCAGAGAAGGAGAUGCGAUGAGAUCAUACAGAAGCAGAUAAACAGAAAGUAAAAGAUAAAAGAUAACACAUUUUCAAACAGAGAUGAAGCGCUGUUCAACAUAUGUUUAUGUAUAAGUUGUAUAUUUUAAGACACUUUUUAGUUAUUUCCUAAGUUAAUUUGAAGAAAAACGAUUAAAUUACACUUAUUUC
Molecule: messenger RNA, 20916 nt
Organism: Drosophila obscura
Lineage: Eukaryota; Metazoa; Arthropoda; Insecta; Diptera; Drosophilidae
Gene: spen
Product: protein split ends
Biological process (GO): regulation of transcription by RNA polymerase II
Cellular component (GO): nucleus
Molecular function (GO): mRNA binding
Source: RefSeq, a predicted model, not a curated record